GGGUGGGUGGGUUUCUGUCCUGCCCAAGAUGUGGAAGAUGCCGGCGCUCCUGGGUUUGGUGCAACCUCGCUACUGCUCCCGCUGCUGCCGUUGCUGCUGCUGGUUUCUGCUCCUCUUGCCUCCGCCGUUUUGGAUCAGCCUGGCGGCGGCUAAGCAGGUCUUGAGAUACCGCUUAGCCGAAGAAGGACCGGCCGACAUCCGGAUCGGGAACGUGGCUUCGGAUCUCGGCAUCGUCACCGGCUCGGGCGAGGUAACGUUCAGCUUGGAAUCCGGCUCGGAGUAUCUGAAGAUCGACAACAUGACGGGCGAACUGAGCACCACGGAGAGGCGCAUCGACCGCGAGAAGCUGCCGCAGUGCCAAAUGAUCUUCGACGAGAACGAGUGUUUCCUGGACUUCGAGGUGUCGGUGAUCGGGCCCUCGCAGAGCUGGGUCGACCUCUUCGAGGGUCGGGUCAUCAUUCUGGACAUCAACGACAACACACCGACUUUCCCUUCCCCGGUGCUCACCCUCACCGUCGAGGAGAACCGUCCGGUGGGCACCCUCUACUUACUCCCGACCGCCACCGACCGCGACUUCGGGCGCAACGGCAUCGAUCGUUACGAACUGCUGCAGGAACCCGGCGGGGAGGCCGGCAGGAGAGGCGCUGGGGGGGCUCCGGCAGCCGCUUCGGCCACCGACGGGGCCCUCUAUCCCGUCGGAGGCAAGCGGAGGCAAGAGACCGACGGCCAAGCUCGGAGUAGCGUCUUCGAGCUGCAAGUGGCCGACACCCCCGACGGCGAGAAACAGCCGCAGCUGAUCGUCAAAGGGGCUUUGGAUCGCGAGCAGAGGGACUCUUACGAGCUCAGCCUGCGGGUGAGGGACGGGGGCGAGCCGGCGCGCUCCUCGCAGGCCAUCCUCCGCGUCCUGAUCACCGACGUGAACGACAACAGCCCCCGCUUCGAGAAAAGCGUCUACGAGGCGGACCUGGCCGAGAACAGCAGCCCGGGCACGCCGAUCCUCCAGCUGAGGGCGGCCGACGCCGACGCCGGGGUCAACGGCCAGAUCGAGUAUGUCUUCGGGGCGGCCACCGAGUCGGUGAGGCGGUUGCUGCGCCUCGACGAGGCGUCGGGCUGGCUCAGCGUCCUGCACCGCAUCGACCGCGAGGAGGUGAGCCAGCUGCGCUUCACCGUCAUGGCCCGAGAUCGGGGGCAGCCCCCCAAGAACGACAAGGCCACGGUGGUGCUGACCAUCCGCGACGAGAACGACAACGUGCCCACCAUCGACAUCCGUAAGAUCGGGCGCAUCCCGCUGCGCGACGGGGUGGCCACCGUGGCCGAGGACGUCCUGGUGGAUACCCCCAUCGCCCUGGUGCAGGUCUCGGAUCGCGACGAAGGCGAGAACGGCGUGGUGACUUGCACCGUGGUGGGGGACGUGCCCUUCCAGCUCAAGCCGGCCAGCGAAGGGGAGGGCGAGCCUCAAAACAAGCGCAAGUAUUUCCUCCACACCUCGGCCCCUCUCGACUACGAGGCCCUGCGGGAUUACAACGUGGUGAUCGUGGCCGUCGAUUCCGGCAGCCCCAGCCUCUCCAGCAACAACUCGCUGCUGGUCCGGGUGGCGGAUACCAACGACAACCCUCCCAUCUUCAGCCAGCCAGUGUUGGAGGUGCCCUUCCCGGAGAACAACGCCCCGGGCGAGCGUGUGGCUACCGUGUUGGCCACCGACGCGGACAGCGGCAAGAACGCGGAGUUGGCUUACUCCUUGGAGCCCUCGCCUCUGGCGGCCGAGACUCCCGCGGGCCUCUUUACCAUCGAUCCGGAUUCGGGCGACGUGCGCGUCCAGGCGGUGUUGGAUCGCGAGCAGCGGGACGCUUACGAGUUUCAAGUCACGGCCCGGGACAAGGGUUUGCCUUCCUUGCAGGGCUCGGCGUUGGUGGUGGUGAGAGUGGCGGACCGGAACGACAACGAGCCCCGCUUCAUGCAGGACGUCUUCACUUUCUACGUCAAGGAGAACCUCCAGCCCAACAGCCCCGUGGGCAUGGUGACCGUGAUGGAUGCCGACAAAGGGCGCAACGCUCAACUCACCUUGGCUAUCCAACCGGGCGCGCAAGAAUCAGGAACCGGAGCUGUUGGAGACCCGGGUAUCUUCUCCAUCGAGAAUGACACGGGUACCAUCUACUCCACCGUCUCUUUCGACCGCGAGCUUCAAACCACUUACACCUUCCGCGUGAAAGCCGUGGACGGAGGCGAGCCGGCUCUCUCGGCCACGGCCACCGUCUCGCUCUUCGUCAUGGAUGAGAAUGACAACGCGCCGGCCGUCACCUCGCCGGCCAACACCUCCAUCAGCCUCCUGCCACCUUCCAGCAACCCCCGCUACGUGGUGGCCACGGUUCAAGCCCUGGAUGCCGACGCGGGCCAAAACGCCGAGUUGACUUACAACCUGGUGGGGGGCAACCCUUUUAAACUCUUCGAGAUCGACCCUUCCACCGGGGUGGUCUCUCUGGUGGCCAAGCUGGCCCCCAAACACUACGGGUUGCACCGUCUGGUGGUCCAAGUCAACGACAGCGGUCAACCGCCUCAAGCCACCACGGCUCUCCUCCACGUUUUUGUCAACGAGAGCUUGGCCAACGCCAGCGCGGUGGAGAGUCAAGUGGCGAGGAGUUUACACACGCCGCUGGGCCGGGACAUCGCGGGCGACCCCAGUUACGAGCUGAGCAAGCAACGUUUGAGCAUCGUGGUUGGGGUCGUGGCCGGCGUGAUGGCGGUGGUCCUGUUGAUUUUGGUGGUGGUCUUGGCUCGCUACUGCCGCUCCAAGGGCAAGCACGGCGGCUACGAGGCGGGCAAGAAAGACCACGAGGAUUUCUUUACCCCCCAGCCCCACGACAAGGCCAAGAAGCCCAAAAAAGACCGCAAGGGCAAAAAAGGGGGAGGGAAGCAGCCCCUCUACAGCAGCAUCGUCACCGUCGAAGCCUCCAAGCCCAACGGGCAACGUUACGACAGCGUCCACGAGAAACUCUCCAACGCCGACAGUCCGGCUUUGAACCGCUACCGUUCGGUUAACGGCGGCCCGGGCAGUCCGGAUUUGGCCCGGCAUUAUAAAUCCAGCUCGCCUUUGCCUACCGUCCAGCUUCACCCCCAGUCGCCCACCGCCGGGAAAAAGCACCAAGCGGUGCAGGACCUGCCGCCGGCGAACACCUUCGUGGGGGCGGGGGACAACAUUUCCAUAGGAUCGGACCACUGCUCCGAGUACAGCUGUCAGGCCAGCAGCAAGUACAGCAAGCAGCCGUUCCGUAGAGUGACGUUUUCAGUUGUGAGUCAGCCUCAAGACCCACAUCAAGGGUCUUUGCAGAGUUGCUAUGACAGCGGUCUGGAGGAAUCUGAAACGCCAAGCAGUAAGAGUUCUUCAGGGCCGAGGCUGGGUGCCCUUCCACUCCCAGAAGACAACUACGAAAGGACAACGCCGGAUGGCAGUGUUGGUGAGGCAGAGCAUAUGGAAAAUGGGGAAGAAGUAGCCUUCAAUGGUGUGGCUUUAAGUGCUCCUAGAGGGAUAUCCAGAUUGGGGGUCUGCCAAGAUUCAAGACCUCUGCCAGAUGUUGCCCUGACGGGAAAAUGCACCCGAGAAUGCGAUGAGUAUGGCCACUCUGACUCCUGUUGGAUGCCCGUCCGCACUUCACCCGAAAGGAAGCCGAAAAACCAGCCCAAACUCUCCACCUUCAUGCCCGUCGACGAACGGGGAAGCCCGGAGAAGCUGGCCAACGGAGAGGCCUCCCUGAUGGGCGAUCGCAACAGGAACCUCCUAAACAAAAAGUUAACCUCAUCUUAUGAGACCUUCAGUGCAGCUAGCUUCAGCAAAAGCGAAGAAACCAACCCAGAGGAUAUUCCCCUGGCGCAGACAGGGGAAUACAAGCCAUCUACUAUCAAUACUUUAACUCGAAGGGAAGUUUAUCUCUAGGGGAUCAGGAAGUAACAAUGCCGGUUCUUUCCCAGAGCAGAAGGCUCAAAGCCGAUCACUCAAAACCAUUGGAAAUUGGGAAGGAAGGAAACUAAUCUGUCGAAACCAAGGGGGCUAACCAAAGAGACAAAGGCCUGGCUUGCCUCUUCUGCCUCCCUGCCAGGCAUUUACAUAUCCUGUCUGCCUGACUUAUAUUGUACAAUGUAGAAACCAUUGUUGUCCCUGCAUGUCUUUAACACCGUACUCACCUGUUUUUUUGUUUUUUUGUUUUCCUUAUGAUUUUAUUUUAAUUUUCCAAAAGUUACCGUUAUAAAUUCCUUGCUAGGGAAAACAAACCUGAAAUUGGAAAAAAAAAAAAAAAGGGGGGGGGGGGAAACAUGAGAUAGAAAUUCUGAUUCCCCUCCCCAGCACACACAAAGACACACACACACACACACAAACAUACAUGCACACAGAGAGAGGGACAGACAAAUAGACACGUGCCGCUGAAGCAUUGUUUGAGCCCCUCUGAUUGUCGUCUGCUUGUUUUCCAAAUCGCCGGUCAGUGGGGAAAAGACUGUGCACGUAGAUCUAUGCGUUGCUAUGCGUUCCCAUGUCUGGUUUCCAUCGGAGAUAAACCUUCGGAAACCCUACAAAAGCAAUGUGCAAAAUAACUUUUUUUUAAAAAAAGAGGAAGAAGGAGAAGAGGGAAAAAAGCACUUUUUAAAGGAUCAUAUCUUUAAUACAGCCCUGUGGCUGGAAACAAGAAAGAAAAAGGAAAAAAAGAGGGGUGAGGAGGAUAUUCAGCCUGAGAUUGUAGUCCAAAAUAUUACACAUUCCCUAAAAUCACGACCUGUAUAUUUAGUUUUGAUUGACAGAAAAAUAUAGAUGUCUAUCUCUUUCUAGUUUUAUUAUUUUUACAUGUCUUUCUUCCUUCCCCUUUCCCUCCUCCCAUUCUCUAACAUUUUAACUUAAAUAUAAAAUGAUGGAAUACAUAUAUAAACACACUGACACACAUACAAACACAAAAACAAGUAUACAUGUACACAACAAUGAAUGAAUGAAUGAAUGAAUGAAUGAAUGAAUGAAUGAAUGAACGAACGACGGGGCAUGACUUAUCAAUAUCAAGAAACGGCUGAGCCUGGUGUCAUUUUCACAAGACCAACAUUUAGAUUGGAUGAUCAUAGUAAUUUAAAGACCAAAGAACACACUAUGGAUCAAGGAAAUCGCUCGUUGGUCUUGUCAUGUAAAAUUUGAUCCAGGAACACACUGACAAUUAAGCAUGAUGAUUGUUGUCAACAUGGAUUUUAGUUUGAUGCCCAAAGGAACUGAUGACAUGAGCUUGCUGAAUUAAAAAAUAAUAAUAAUAAUGUGAUUACAUUCACCAACUAUAUUAAACAUGACCCUCUGGCUUCAAAAUAUGUUUUCCUUAGAAAAAAUUACAAAAUCCAUCUGACAAGCUUCAAAACACGUUCAGGGGAUAGCUGAAAGAAGAGUGAAAAUGAAAGCAGUAAGAAGAAUAUGCUUCAAGUCAAAACAUGGCAGCAUCUUGGUUGAGAAGGGAUGCUAAUUUUUGGGUUCUCGCAGUGUUCCAGGUUAUUCAUUUGCUGUAGGCAAAGGUGUUAUGCAGGUUUUUCUUAAAACACAAGUGCAUUUAAGCUGAGUCUCGUGCAAUACCCAACCCAUGUUGAGACUCCAGGCGACCGAGAGUCUCGGCAGACGUCACUCCCAACAUGCAAAAUGGCGCGGCUUGCGACUUCGUAGAAAGCAUCCAAGCCAGAUCAUGAUUGCGUAGAGCUCUGGGUCGUGACGAUUUGUAUAGUUUUGCACUAUAUACAGGGGAUAGGAAAAAAAAUGGACCAGAUAAUUUUUUUUGUUGUUUGUUUUGUGCAAUAAGAAGUUGCAGAGUAUGGAAAACUGAGCUAGUUCUGUAUUGAUGAUUAAAAAAAAAUAAUAGUAAUAAAGAAUGGACAUUCAAAUAAACCUGACAAUCGGUCAAUGCAGUGGGAACAGCUUGGGAAGGGUGCAAAAACACCAUCUUCUCGGGUUGUUUAACUUGACAUUAAAGCAUGGAUAGAUGGUUCUAAUAGAUUUAGUGACAAGGUAGCUUGGAUAGUUUACUUUAAGAGUGACAUAGAAUAUAUUAUUAGACAGUUUGACGUAUGGGCCAAUCAGCUGGUACAAAUCCCUCAUGACUUUUGUCUUUUAAACUCUCAAUAGCAAAGUGCUCUUUUUUUGAAAAAAAAAUGUACUUCUUCUUUGCAUUUAAUCAUCCGAUUGGUUCUUAGCUUGCGUGUAGCAACUGAACAUAUUGGCGCAUUUUAGAAAUGGAGAAAUGUCAAAGGAAAAUUUAGGAGUUGAAUUGAUCAUUCUAAUGCAUCCUUUUUUAAAAAAAAAAUAUAGAUAGAUAGAUAGAAAACAGAAAUUCAGAUUUUGACUGGAUUAGAGGACUGACUAAAUCCUUUCCUGUAUUUGUAUAACUCUUAAGUAUAUGUUAAAGGCAAAAUGCUUGUGAAUAUAUUUGCAUUAAAUAUGCAUAUUUUUUUCAGGCUUCAACCGAAAACACCAUCAGCCACACGAAAGAACAAUCGAAUAUUUUCUCUGUGUAGAAUUAGGAUACACCGAGCAUUAUUUUAGAGACACUAAAUGGUAGCAGUCUGAAUCGUCGUUCUUUUUAACCUCAUUUCUAAAGAGCCAAUACGUUAAAACAAGACUUUUCAGAAUUAUAUGGAUUAGCCUGUAUUCCCCUUUUUGCGUGCUACAUUAACGGCACAUAUAAGACUGAACAGUUUAGCUAAUUUAGUUGUAGUGAUAAGCCCAAAGGAUGUCAAAAAAGUAAAAAGAAAAAAAAAAGAGAGAAAAAAGAAAGAAAAAUAGGUGUGCUUGUUUAUAUGUUCAGUAAUCCUAGUAAAACCUAACCAUCAAAAACAUAAUCAACAGCUUCUCUUACUACCCAGCAUGAUCCACAGAUAUAUAUAUAUUUUUUCGUGUACGUUUUUCAUUUGAAAUUAGUCGAAUUGGGAAACACUCCUUCUAUAGAGUGCUUUUAUAUUAAAUAAACAAAUACAUUAAAAAAAAUGGAAAUGGAAAGUUUUAGAGUGAAUGCAAAAUAUGCAAUUGUGCCUUUUAUACUGUUGUCAUGGUAAAACAGCACUUGGGUUACACACUAAAAAUACUGGGCAGUUCCCACUUUUUUCAACCUGUAUAUUUAACCCGGUUUAUUUUCUGAAAAGCAUCAAAUGAUAUAUUUUUUAAAAAGGGGGAAAAAAACCUUCUGCCAAACUCAAAUAAUAGACCAGUCCAGGAGUAAAAUGCACUUUACUUUCCUACCGGCUCGCUUAAUGUGCGUCCCAGUUUGACAGGGGCGGAGCCUCCCACUGGAACUACCAGUUCGCCAAACCACCUGCGGCCGCCGCUACCGGCUUGCACGAACUGGAUAGAGCCAGCUGCAUUUCACCCCUGGACCAGUCUUAAAUAUAAUCCAUUAAAAAAACAAAGGAAGAAGAGAAAGACUCUGGUUUGGGAACAGGUUUGAACAGGUUACGUUAAAAAGCUACAGUAUUGAUCUCCGUAAUAAGAAAUGAUGACUCUCUUUUUUGAGGGCAGAGAAAUUGACGAAUCUUUGUUCAUGCUCUUGUUGCUUUUUUAAAUAUAUGAAGGUUUGGGGUUUUUUUUGCAGCCAUUUUGUUUUAAUCGCUGUCUUAGUUCGAUUUCACGAGGAACUCAAGUGAAUGUGUUUUGCACACUCCUAGCUUGACAUGCCACUCAUGUAAACUUUAUAUGAAUUAGAAGAAGAAAAAAAAGUCAUAUUAACUUUGAUAUAAACUCUUGCGCUCAUACCGACCUCCAGCUAGGCUAAUAUAUAGCCAGUUUCAUUCCUGACUGGCCUACUGUCUGACUUUCUUGAAAACAAGAUAGAUGCUAUUUUUAUGUGGGAAGUGGGCGGGGGGGGGAAGAACUGCGGUGAACAGAUGGAAGGUGUUGGAAGAAAUACUACCCUAGGAAAUUGUCAUUGUUGGAAAGCAAAGGUGUGGGGAAAUGGAAAUGGGGCUGGAAAAAAAAAAAGAAAGAAAAAGAAAGCAUGUUAAGUACGACCAUCACUAACAAGACUUGAGCAGCAUUUGACAAGGCGAAGAAUGGAACAAGUUCUCCAGAUGUUCCAUCAAUGGUUAAAGAGCCAAUGUUCUCUUAAGUGCUGAAAGGAACAACACUAAUGUUGGACAAUUCCUUGAAGGAACUUGGAAGAAGGCAUCUUUCCUAGCUACCUGGGGUACCCUUUCAGGCCCUUCUUUUCCUGAUUUUUUGAAGCACUUACAUUCAGUGUGGUUACGAUCCGUUGUAUUAUUAAUCAUUGACUAUUGUUCUGCUACUUGGAUGUUAAUAGUGAAGCAGAGAAACAACUUAUUUGUUUAUUAUGAGUCACUAUGCACGCAACUAUGCUAAGGAAAAAAAAAACAUGGCAAAAAUGUACUCGAUGCUAGUCCACCUCUAUUUAUGAAAGAUUUUGCAUAAUUUUAUUUGCUUUUGUACAGUUUUCUGUAAAUAAAUUGCUUGUCAUUUUUUUUUGUCUCUGCAAAUUAAAAUAUAACAUGUUAAAAUGGA
This is a messenger RNA of Pantherophis guttatus, 8509 nucleotides long. It is a transcript of the gene PCDH7, whose product is annotated as protocadherin 7. Gene Ontology annotation, biological process: homophilic cell-cell adhesion. The record is from RefSeq and is a predicted model, not a curated record. Gene Ontology annotation, molecular function: calcium ion binding. Gene Ontology annotation, cellular component: plasma membrane. NCBI's taxonomy places the organism in Eukaryota, Metazoa, Chordata, Lepidosauria, Squamata, Colubridae.